AUGGGCCUCAAGACCCCACGCGUUUACGAGCAGGUCCUCUUGGACAAAUUUCGCCCCUUUGUGGAGCAGACGCUUCGGGACAUCAAGGCGUCCAAGUCAGACGAUGCAUACAGUAGACUACUUGGUUCACCAUCCAGAGGGAGAGCUGCAGAGAGCGAAGAGCUCCGUCGUCUCACUUUCGAGCAGUGGGUGGACAAGGUUGACUUCAAGGACGAGUACUGGCAGAGACUGCAUGAUAUCAUCGUAGACUCCUUUGUCUGUGAUAGGACAAGCACUCCUGUGCGAUACCUAGAGAGCGCCCACGAUCAAGCUGCCCGUGCAUCAACUUCAUCAUGGGCGCCCAUGCCUCGUCCUUCCCGCUACUUAGCCGCAGACUCUUCCGACAGUGACGAUGCUCUCCCCACAAUUAAUGUCAGGACCGACUCCGGAACAUCCCUUCGCCGCACUCGCUCGCUACGCAGAGUCGGCCGAUUCCAGCGCACUGCAGCAGGUGACCUAUCCGCGUCUACCUCUCGAAACAGGCUAGUCCACGAUGGUGCAGAGCUACAAGGAGUCGAAGUGCCACCUCUGUUGCCUUGGCUCGGUGCGACUACAAGAGCUACAAGCUCCUCGUUCCCCGACGCUCUCGGCAAUGGCAGAGUGGAGGAGCCAUUUGGCCCCACAUCGGCAUUCGCAGCGGGUCUCAUGUCGCCUCGCAGGGUCGAUCAGUCGACUGGCGAAGUGGUUCGAUCUGAUUACGGACCAGCAAAUUACUUUGACGAACCGGAAGAUUGGCCACCAGAGAUGGACUUUGGUGCUCUGGUGGAUGAUGAUCUCGGAGAAAAGGUCGAAGUACUCUAUGGUGCUCUGGAGUGUUACAAGUACAACAUGCUAGAGCUGGAAAACUCGUUCAGGUGGCAAGAUCGUGCUUUCGGCAGAGGCGUGGAGCGAAUCAUGCCCAGGAUGACGGCCCUGGUCGAGGAGAUGGACGGGCUGAGGAGGCUCAGGCGACAUUGGCUGCAUUAUGGCGCAGGAGCACAAUCACAAGUCGCGGCCGGAGGAAGAGACAACAGGAGGACAGCAAGUAGGCUGAGUGGCCCUUCUCAAGUGGCUCCUACCCCUGCCGAUGUUAACAUUCCCGCUCUCGCUUCCUCGUCAGCAGCAAGCAGGUCCAGCGCCAUCCUGCCUUCCUUUGCCGAGCUCGCCAGCGCCGCCCUACCCACUACUGCCGCCGCCGCUGCCGCCUCCUCCUCGACGAUUCCGGACGAUCCUAGCUCCUGGAGUUGGGCUAUGCCACCCGAGGAGCUACGUGCACUCACGCCCACCUCUUUCGAGGAGUUUACUGCCCUUGGAAGAGCGGCGGGGAGGAGUCGGAUGAGGAGUAGGAGACGUAGGAGGAGAGGCGUGGCCACUGAGGAAGAAGAGGAGAGCGAAGAUGACAUCGAUGAUGAGGAGGAUCGAGAGGGAGAGGAAGAGGACAGACGAGAUACAGUAGCAGCGGAGAUUCACGAUGCAAAUGGGGACACUCAGGGGCCAGGAUUGUCAUGA
Messenger RNA from Microstroma glucosiphilum, 1527 nucleotides. RefSeq lists its product as hypothetical. The transcript has 2 exons. The record is from RefSeq and is a predicted model, not a curated record. The coding region runs from base 1 to 1527 and encodes 508 amino acids. Lineage: Eukaryota; Fungi; Basidiomycota; Exobasidiomycetes; Microstromatales; Microstromataceae.